AUGGGAGUAACACUCGAUCUUUGUGAGGAAGUCCUGUUCAAGUUUUAUGCCAAAGCUGAACACGUUGACUCGGUUUACAUCGCCAUGUGCAUUCUGAACGGUUUACUAACUUUCACCGCAAUCUUUGGAAAUGCAGCCAUAAUUUUCGCCCUACAAAAAGCUUCAUCAAUUCCAACUACAGCAAAAAUUCUGAUGCAAAGCCUGGCUGUGACUGAUCUAAGCAGUGGCUUCUUCACUCAUCCAUUGUACAUCGCAGUUGUCGCACGAAUUCGACAAAGUCACGAGUGUAAACAUGUUCAAGAAGUACUGAUGGCGUUUUUCGUUAUUUCCACUGUUUUGGUCUCUGUAUCCUUCCAGGUAGUAACUCUAAUCGGUAUUGAUCGCUUCCUAUCAAUAACUUUGCAUCUUCGAUAUAACCAGCUUGUUACACCAAAACGAAUCAUUGCAGUUGUCGCCGGCGCAUGGGUAUUUUCGCUAUCGAAUGUGUUUGUAGUAGUCUUCAUUGAAAUUCGCGUAGGAGAGAUAGUGCUUCUUGUGUUUUGUUAUGUUGGUAUACUUUCACUCUGUAUCGUUAACUUCAAGGUUUACUCCGUGGCUCGCCGGCAUCAAGCGAUUAUCCAAAGUCAAGCGCAAGUGACUGCACAUCAUUUGUCCAACACUACAAACUCGGCACGAAACGUAAAUUUGGCUGUCAAAGUAUUGUAUGUGUUUGUAGUGUUUCUUUUUUGUAACUUGCCGUACUUGAUCAUUUUGACUGUGUUGCUUAUUUCUGGCCCAAAUGUUGUACUUCAAGGAACCAUUCAAUUUUCCACCGUUUUAAUGAUGCUAAAUUCAUCAUUAAAUCCCGUUGUGUUUGGUUUGAAAAUGAAAGAAAUUCGCCAAAUCAUCAAAAGGGAACUCAAGAUGCUUUUUCACAGUACAUAA
Pocillopora meandrina is the source of this 924-nucleotide messenger RNA. The record is from the annotation of a GenBank genome assembly. NCBI's taxonomy places the organism in Eukaryota, Metazoa, Cnidaria, Anthozoa, Scleractinia, Pocilloporidae.